This is a messenger RNA of Capsicum annuum, 1071 nucleotides long. RefSeq lists its product as uncharacterized. The record is from RefSeq and is a predicted model, not a curated record. NCBI's taxonomy places the organism in Eukaryota, Viridiplantae, Streptophyta, Magnoliopsida, Solanales, Solanaceae. The coding region runs from base 1 to 1071 and encodes 356 amino acids. The transcript has a single exon. Gene Ontology annotation, molecular function: nucleic acid binding.
AUGAGGUUCGUCGUACCUAUAGACUCAACCUUCAAAAAUAAACGAUUGAAAUUAGAAGAACGUCAAGCAAUUGCCAAGUUUCUUUUGAAAGAAAGUAAGGAAGGAAGUCUUAAAUACGGAUCUAUAACACAAGCUGCGAUGUUGUACAGGAAAUCAAUAAGAACUAUUCAGCACAUUUGGAAACAAUGUCUAUCAUCAGUUGAUAAUGGUAUGUCGUCGUUAGAUGUUUCUUUAAGACUUACAGGUAAAGUUGGAAGAGAAUGGACUGGAGUCAACAUUAAUCAAGUCAAAGAAAUUCCACUUUGUCGUCGAACAAAUAUUCGAUCUCUGGCUUUUGUGAUGAACAUUUCCAAAUCAACCGUCUUUCUGUGUGUGAAAGAUGGAACUCUUCGGCCACAUUCUAAUUCCAUCAAGCCUCAGUUAAACGAAGGAAACAAAAAGGUACGACUUCAAUACCGCCUCUCAAUGAUUGAUCAGAAUAAAAUCCACAUAAAUCCCAUGUUUAUGAAUAUGUUUAAUUAUGUUCAUAUCGAUGAAAAGUGGUUUUUUUUGUCCAAAAAGGUUGAAAGGUACUACCUGCUUCCUGGAGAGCAUGAGCCAGAUCCGUAUCGUUCUUACAAAAGUAAAAAUUUUAUUCCAAAGUUUAUGUUUAUGGCUGCUGUAGCACAUCCUCGAUUUGAUGAAAAUGGAACUGAGUUGUUUUCUAGAAAAAUAGGUAUUUUUUCGUUUGUAAUUAUGGAACAAGCUAAGCGGAAUAGCAACAAUCGAACAGCAGGAACUAUGGAAACAAAGCCCAUUCAGUCAGUAACUAAUGAUAUCACUAGAGCUUACUUGAUAGAGAAAGUUCUUCCUGCUAUUAGAGCAAAGUGGCCAGCUUCCGAUUCAAAUAAUCCUAUCUUUUUACAACAAGAUAAUGCAAGGCCACAUGUUGGUAACAAUGAUUUGCAAUUUAUUGAAGCUGCCCGACAAGAUGGAUUUGACAUUAGAUUGUGUUUUCAACCAUCGAGCAGUCCAGAUUUAAAUGUUUUAGGUCUUGGUUUUUUUAGAGCAUUCCAAAGUCUUCAAUAUUAA